Arachis ipaensis is the source of this 3093-nucleotide messenger RNA. The record is from RefSeq and is a predicted model, not a curated record. Lineage: Eukaryota; Viridiplantae; Streptophyta; Magnoliopsida; Fabales; Fabaceae.
AUUUCAUUGAUUUCUAGGGUAUUGUAUGAUAAAUGAAAUAGUACUUGUGUUGUGUUGUUGCUUGUAUUGCAUUGAAUAUGAUUAAAUAUUGAUAGGAUUAAAUAUUAAUAGGAUUAAAUAUUGAUAGGAUGUUAUAUGAUAGAUGAAAUGUUGCUUGUGUUGGAUGAUUUAUAGGUACUAAAAAUAUCGAAUUCGUAAGAAAUGUCUUGGCACCAUCGAGUGUGGAUGUAUGAUAGGUUGAAUCCAACAAGAGGGGGUAUUAAACCUGAGUUUUAUGACAAGGUUGAGGAGUUUAUAGAAAUAAUUAGUAAGUUAGAUGUUGUGAAGUCGGAAGGAAAGUGUAGAUGUCCAUGCGUUAAGUGUAGAUGCACAAAUUAUAAAGAGCUGAACAUUAUUAAGAUGCAUUUGUGGGAAAAGGGGUUUAUGCCAAAUUAUUGGAUUUGGACAGAACAUGGAGAGAUUGACGACAUAGGGAUUAAUCAGACGGGAUUCAAUAAUUGUGGGGAAGGUGGUUCAGGAAGUGGUGCAAAUGUGGAAGAAUGUGAUAUGUAUGACAUUAGCUAGGAAAACAACUCCAGAAGGUAUCAUGAAAUGGUUUUCGAUUCUGCUGGUCCAGAAGAUCCUCAUGUAGAGGCUAAAAACUUUUUUGAUCUUCUUGAGGCAGCUCAAAAACCUUUGUGGGAAGGUUGUGUGCACUCUCAACUAUCGAUAGCUGUUAGAAUGCUAUGCAUUAAGGCCGAGGAAAACCAAUCACAGGAGUCAUUUAAGCAGUGGGCCACCUUAAUUAGGGAAAUUUCUCCUGAGGGUAGUGCCAUACCUAGGGAUUACUAUGAGGCUAAGAAGUUAGUGCAAAAACUUGGAUUGAAGGCAAUCAAAAUAGAUUGUUGCUCAAACAAUUGCAUGUUGUAUCAAAAAGACGAUGCUGCUCUAACUAGGUGCAAGUUUUGUGAAGCACCUAGAUUCAAGCCUAUUUCCGAUGGUAGUUGUAAGUCCAAGAGAGUUCCUGUCAAACGGAUGCACUACUUACCCUUAAUCCCUAGACUUCGAAGGCUUUACGCGUCAAUGAGUUCAGCUCCGCACAUGACGUGGCAUAUAAAAAACCAACGGGAUGAUGGCGUGAUGACCCAUCCAUCACAUGGGGAGGCAUGGAAAGGCUUUGACCGUAUCCACUUUGAUUUUGCUUUGGAGUCUAGAAAUAUUAGGUUAGAUCUUUGCUCUGAUGGGUUUACCCCAAAUAUCCAAUUUAGCAAGCCUUAUUCUUGUUGGCCCGUAAUUGUUAUUCCAUACAAUUUACCUCCUGGAAUGUGUAUGAAAGAUCCCUAUUUGUUCUUGACUUGCUUAAUACCUGGUCCUAAUAACCCUAAAGCCAACAUUGAUGUAUUCUUGGGACCCUUGAUUGAUGAAUUAAAUGAGUUGUGGAAUCCUGGUGUUUUGACAUAUGAUAUUGUAGAAAAGAAGAAUUUCGUCUUAAAGGCAGCAUUGAUGUGGACUAUCAAUGAUUUUCCAGCUUAUGGGAUGUUGUCUGGGUGGAUGACACAAGGAAGAUUGUCAUGUCCUAUUUGCAUGGAGGAUACCAAGUCUUUUACACUAUCACAUGGAGGCAAGGCAUCAUGGUUUGAUUGUCAUCGGAGGUUUUUGCCGAUAAACCACCCUUAUAGGCGCAAUAAGAAUGACUUUAGGAAGAAUAAAAUAGAAAGUGAAGAGGCUCCUACCAGAUUAAGUGGUUUGGAGAUUUGGCAAAGGAUUAAAGGACUCGAGAAGAUAUCAGAUAAUGGAAAGUGGAUCAAAUCGCGAGAGUAUGGUAUUACUCACAAUUGGACUAAGCAAAGUGUGUUUUGGGAGUUACCUUAUUGGAAGGAUAACCUGGUCCGUCACUGUCUUGAUGUAAUGCACAUAGAGAAGAAUGUGCUUGAUAACAUAAUGAAUACUGUUAUGGACACUGAUAGAACUAAAGACAAUGAAAAGGCUAGGUUAGACCUGGCUGAAUUAUGCAAGCGUCCAGAUUUACAUUUGCGGCAUGUCGGUGAUAAUUGUUGGUCCAAACCUAAGGCAGCUUAUACUUUAACUUCUGAACAACAACAAGACGUGUAUAGGUGGGUGCAACAACUUAGAUUUCCAGAUGGUUAUGCAUCUAACCUUGCUAGAUGUGUAAGUCUUUCCCAGGGGAGGUUUAUUGGUAUGAAGAGCCAUGAUUGUCACAUUUUUAUGCAGUGCUUGCUUCCAACUGCAUUCAGAGAACUACCUACAAAUAUAUGGAAGCCUCUUACCGAGUUAAGCCAGUUUUUCAAAGACUUGUGCUCAACCACUCUCAAGGUUCAUGAUUUAGAGGUUAUGGAGUAAAAUAUUCCCAUUAUCCUUUGCAAGUUAGAAAGGAUAUUUCCCCCGGGAUUCUUUAAUGUGAUGGAGCAUUUGCCAAUUUAUCUAGCAUAUGAGGCACGUGUGUGUGGACCUGUCCAAUAUAGGUGGAUGUAUCCGUUUGAAUGGGUGAUAGGAGCUUUCAAGCGAACAGUGAAAAAUAGAGCAAGGGUUGAAGGUUCGAUUUGUGAGGCUUUCUUGGCAAAGGAGACUUCAAGUUUUGUUUCUUUCUACUUUGAACCACAUAUCUUAUCGAGGCGAACCCGUGUGGGAAGAAAUGAUGACGGCGGAGACACAAUUAAAGCCUCUUUAUCAAUAUUUAAUAGACCUGGUCGCAAGGUUGGAAAAGCUAAAGAUCAUUGGUUAGAUGAACGAGACAAGGCCGCAGCUCAUUUGCAUAUUCUACUCAAUGAAAGCAAAGUUAGCCCUUUCUAUAUGUUUUGGAAAGAAACUUGUCCUGGAGAAAGCGAUGACCGAUUUCCCCCUUGGUUUGCAUCAUAUGUAAGUGCAUAAAUUUGUAUCAUUUAUUUUAAAAGUUUCUAACUAAAGAUUUGCAUCACAUAUCACUUCUAUUAAAUAACUUGUUGCAUGUUUCUAACUAGGUUCAAAAUCAAUGCAAUGAAAUUGUUGAUCCGGGUUUGCAAUCACUUUCUUGGGGUCCUUCAAACAAAGCAACAAGUUAUCCAAUUUAUAAAGUAAAUGGAUAUACAUUUCAUACCCUUGCAAGGUCAAAAGGAA